Messenger RNA from Formica exsecta, 3029 nucleotides. Its product is annotated as transcription cofactor vestigial-like protein 4. The record is from RefSeq and is a predicted model, not a curated record. The transcript is spliced from 5 exons. The coding region runs from base 509 to 1012 and encodes 167 amino acids. NCBI's taxonomy places the organism in Eukaryota, Metazoa, Arthropoda, Insecta, Hymenoptera, Formicidae. Gene Ontology annotation, molecular function: transcription coactivator binding. Gene Ontology annotation, biological process: negative regulation of DNA-templated transcription.
AGCGCGACGAGAGACGGAGGGGUUAGGGGGGUGGACAGCCGAGGCCUGCCUGUCGGUGUCAAACGGGCCGCGCGCGUCCACCCGCCCGCAUGCCAUUAGAUUUUCGUCGUUUUCGAUGAAAACGCGUCCUCGCUGGCGGUACGACGCGCCGGCGACGAGGGUGUCGAGCUAUCGACGUCACGUUUGACCGAGUGUCAACACACGGCGUAGGAGUGUCACGACGUGAGAAUCGCACGAGCCUUCGCAGUGCAGUGCGACGAGUGUGUCCACGGAGAGCGCCUUCUUUCGCGACGUGGAAGCAGACGAGGACAAGGACGACGUAUCCUUGCCGCGAAGACAGCGACGAAGGAAGCAACUCUACGCAGUGGAGCAAAGUGAGAAUUCGCGAACCGCUGUCAGGGUACACGCGAAUUUCGUGCGGGGGUGACACCCGAGAGGAGAAGGAGAAGAAGGAGGAGAGGAAAGAAGGAAGAAGUUGGAACAGACGAAACGAAGGAGGAGGGAAGAUAUGUCCGCUGUCGAGAGUGCCUUGGACGUCCUCUCCAGAGCGGCGACGAUGGUGCAAGAGGAGAGACCGAAAACGACGAAUCUACAUCGGAAGCCGAGCAGCGCGUGGCGCAAGGAGCGUAGGAAAGAUCCGAUUCAGAGCGAAGCGUUGGAUAUGUCGGCGGCGCGGCAGCAUCAUCACCAUAGCAGGCCGAGUGUGAUUGUCCCGACCAUACCGCAAUCCGGCACUACGAUCGAGGACACGGCGGAGACGCCUACGCCGACGGCGAUGCCUACUGCGGCGAGUGGACAGAGGACCGGCAUCAGGACGGCGGGUGGUGUCAGCGAUCCUGCGAUCGACGAGCAUUUCAAGCGGUCAUUGGGCCCGAAAGAGUACGCGGCCGUCUUUAAUGCCACUAAUACCGACAAGGAAACCGGCCUGAGCGUUGAUGAUCAUUUUGCGAAAGCUCUCGGCGAGACCUGGACGAGGCUUAAGGCGAUCAAUCGAAGCAAGGAAUCCACCUAACCACCGGAGAAAUUCGUCAGGAAUCUUAUCGUCGUUCUCGUUGUCGUCCUCGUUGUCGCUUGACGACCAUCGUAACCCAUUCGGGUGAAAUCGUUCCAAUCUUGCUCGUUAAUUAUGCACUAGCGAUAAGUCAUUACCGAUAAGAAUUAACUGCAUUCGCGCCUGUACUCGAAGAGUCCGCACAUUGAAGAAAAGCUGAAAUUAUAAGAGUUUUUAAAUAAAAGUUGAGCUGAAACGUCGAGAGCUGAAUUGUCAGGCGGUACAACCUGUUACUGUGCACUCCCUUAGAAUUGGAUUUCUAUAUCAAUACUCGACAUUUGAAAAGAUAUAAGUUAAAAAUGUUAAAACAUGACAGAUCAAAGUCGAAAGUAUAUGGACUAAAUAUUAAAUACUUUCUUAAAAAUAUUGACUCACUUUUAUGUGAAUUACAUCUUUUGUUAAUAAAAUUACAUUAUUCGCUUAUAGAUUUGAAAUCGACCGACAUCUAUUCCUUUUCUUUUAUUAACUGGCAAAAUUAUGACUUAUAUUCUUUUUUUCACAUCGGACUCUUUCGUAAAACAUUUUGUUUUAAUUGGUACGUACUGCGCCGUAUAAGGAGGGUAUCAAGUGUCCUUGAUCUUCUUGCUUUUCAACUGGAUGCUCGAUGUCGUUGCUUUUUCGUCAGACAUGCGAAAUAAGAAGACAUUGGGAAGGCUGGUCCGCUGUGCGCUACAUUUUCUACGGUGAGUGCAUUGCGUGAACGAAUUUGAUAUUGUUGUAUAUAAGCACGUACUCCCUUACUACGCCAUCGCCACAGUCAUUACCGUAUAGUUCCAAGUUGUGUAUGAAUAUAAAAUUAUUUAUUAUAAUGUUUCAUAUAUUCCUCGCAAAAUACGAAGUUUAUAUAUAUGUACACACACACAACACAUACAUAUGUAUGUAUGUAUACAGAAUGUCCUAUAUAAAUAGGGUACAAACCGAUAUUUUUUUUUUCUUGUCAAAAAAUAAGCUAUUUUUUUUUGUUGAGAAAAUUGCCUUUAGUAAUUUUUUUCUUUAUUAUAAAAUAAAGUUUUUCGACAUCUCUCAUUCGCGAACGCAACUACUAUUAGAAAGAGUUGGAGUUAGCUGAUUUAUUUUAGAAAAAUAUAAAUAUUAGAUUUAAUUGUAACAGAAUUACCAAAAUUCUACACGAAGAAUCGAAAAAAAAAACAAAUGCACUAUUCGCGCCUUAGCUCCUAUCUGCCAAUUUUCCCACUUAAUUGUUCUUAUCCUGAACCUAUUGCUGUUACUAUUAAAAAAAUGAGAUAUCUUGAAAACAAUGCAUUUCCGGAAAUUUUUCCAAAGGAAAAAGAUAUAUGGUAGUACCGGUUUAUAUUCUACUUAUAUGUUAUCUUCUCAUAGGACUUCGUGUAUGUAUAUGUGUGUGUAUGUAUAUAAUAAUAUUUAUAUAAGUGUGUACGAAAGACUACAACAUACACUGAAUAACAAUGUGAUACGUUCCCUCCUAGUAUAAAUAAUUUCAAUAAAGUGAACAAUAUUUUGAAAUUCGAUCAUAUACGAUUCACUGGACGAAUGUCUGAUAUCUCAAUUUUGUUUUUAGAGAGGGCUCUCUUAAUUCAGCUAAGAAUUGAUAAAACUAAGUUAACAAAAUUUACAAAUUUCGCGCAAUUAGUAAUUAGAAAUAUUUUACGAAAUGUUUUUUCAUGACAUUCUUUACAUAGUUAAUCAUAAUUAUACUACAGGCAUAUAUCUGACGGGCAGAAUAGUUUAGACAACUGUGCCACUUAAUUUGUCUCAACUAGGGGGAUAGGAUCAUUGUUCAUGUCUUGUAUAUUGUAAUAACGACCGUUAUACUGGAGGAAUGAAACGCGCGCACAAGAGGGUUGGUGAAAAGAGCUGUAAUUUAAUAAUAAGACAGGACAUCGCACAAACAACGUAUAAAUAUUACGUCUUCGUAUCGGCCGUAAUGCCGUACUAGUGGCUGUAAAGAUAAAAAAAGAAUAUGUAUAGAUAUGAAAAUGAUGUAUGAGAAAGAUUA